AUGAGCGGCGGCGGCGGCGGCGACGUGGUGUGCACCGGCUGGCUGAGGAAAUCGCCUCCCGAGAAGAAGUUGAGGCGCUAUGCCUGGAAGAAACGCUGGUUUAUCCUGCGGAGCGGCCGGAUGAGUGGUGACCCCGACGUCCUGGAAUACUACAAGAAUGAUCACUCCAAGAAGCCCCUGCGCAUCAUCAACCUGAACUUCUGCGAGCAGGUGGAUGCAGGCCUGACCUUCAACAAGAAGGAGCUGCAGGACAGUUUCGUGUUCGACAUCAAGACCAGCGAGCGCACCUUCUACCUGGUGGCCGAGACGGAGGAGGACAUGAAUAAGUGGGUCCAGAGCAUCUGCCAGAUCUGCGGCUUCAACCAGGCAGAAGAGAGCACAGACUCCCUGAGGAACAUCUCCUCCGCCUCGCACGGGCCGCGCUCCUCUCCAGCGGAGCUCAGCAGCUCCAGCCAGCACCUCCUCCGGGAACGGAAGGCCUCGGCCCCGUCGCACUCCAGCCAGCCGACCCUGUUCACCUUCGAGCCCUCGCUGUCGAACCACGGGCAGCCGGCCCUGUCCACCAGCGCGCCGCAGGAGUACCUCUACCUGCACCAGUGCAUAAGCCGGAGGGCCGAAAACACACGGAGUGCCAGCUUCUCGCAGGGCACCAGGGCCUCAUUCCUCAUGAGAAGCGACACAGCCGUGCAGAAACUUGCCCAGGGCAACGGGCACUGUGUCAACGGGGUCGGUGGUCAAGUCCACGGCUUCUACAGCCUCCCCAAGCCAAGCCGGCACAACGCCGAGUUCAGAGACAGUGCCUACGACCUCCCCCGGAGCCUGGCCGCCCACGGCCACACCAAGGGCAGCCUCACCAGCUCCGAGACGGAUAACGAGGACGCGUAUACCUUCAAGAUGCCCAGCAGCACCCUGUGCCGGGAGUUUGGGGACCUCCUGGUGGACAACGUGGACGUUCCGGCCACCCCGCUCUCGGCCUACCAGAUCCCUAGGACGUUCACGCUGGACAAGAACCACAACGCCAUGGCAGUGGCCACGCCUGGAGACUCGGCCAUAGCUCCCCCACCCCGGCCCCCCAAGCCAAGUCAGGCAGACACACCUCGAUGGGGCAGCCCUCAGCAGAGACCCCCCGUCGGGGAAGGCAGCAGAUCGGUCUCUGCCGCCGCCACCAUCCCCAGGCGCAACACCCUCCCAGCCAUGGACAACAGCCGGCUUCACCGAGCUUCUUCCUGCGAGUCCUAUGACUACCCGCAGCGUGGUGGAGACAGUGCCGGCCGGUCUGCCGAGUCCAUGAGCGAUGCAGUCAGCGCUUUCCUGCCAGCGAAAGCAGUUGUGGGUCGAUCAGACAGCACCAAUUCCGAGGACAACUACGUGCCCAUGAACCCAGGCUCCUCCACCCUGCUGGCUUUGGAGCGAGCCGGUGAUAACUCCCAGAGUGUCUACAUCCCCAUGAGCCCGGGGCCGCAUCACUUUGACCCGCUCGGCUACCCCUCCUCAGCCCUCUCUCUGCACCGAGGCUCCAGCAGAGGGAGUGAGAUCCAGCCACCCCCUGUAAACCGCAACCUCAAGCCUGACCGGAAGACAAAGCCAACACCACUUGACCUGAGAAACAACACCGUCAUCGACGAGCUCCCCUUCAAGUCCCCCGUCACCAGGUCUUGGUCCAGGGCCAUCCACUCCUUCAACCCCAGCUCCUCCCAGUACUGCCGCCCCAUCUCUACUCAGAGCAUCACCAGCACCGACUCCGGAGACAGUGAAGAGAACUACGUCCCUAUGCAAAACCCUGUGUCUGCAUCUCCCGUUCCCAGCGGCACCAACAGCCCAGCCCCUAAGAAGAGCACCGGCAGUGUGGAUUAUCUGGCCCUGGACUUCCAGCCGAGCUCCCCGAGCCCCCACCGCAAGCCAUCCACGUCAUCGGUCACUUCCGACGAGAAGGUGGACUACGUUCAAGUGGACAAGGAGAAGACCCAGGCCCUGCAGAACACCAUGCAGGAGUGGACAGACGUGCGGCAGUCCUCAGAGCCCUCCAAGGGCGCCAAGCUGUGA
This is a messenger RNA of Rangifer tarandus platyrhynchus (Svalbard reindeer), 2043 nucleotides long. The record is from the annotation of a GenBank genome assembly. Lineage: Eukaryota; Metazoa; Chordata; Mammalia; Artiodactyla; Cervidae.